Molecule: messenger RNA, 411 nt
Organism: Dovyalis caffra
Lineage: Eukaryota; Viridiplantae; Streptophyta; Magnoliopsida; Malpighiales; Salicaceae
Source: the annotation of a GenBank genome assembly
AUGGGAGCUGGUCGUAAGCUGAAGUCCCACCGCAGAAGGCAAAGGUGGGCUGACAAGGCAUACAAGAAAUCCAACCUUGGUAAUGAGUGGAAGAAACCAUUUGCUGGGUCUUCCCAUGCUAAGGGAAUUGUCCUUGAAAAGAUUGGUAUUGAGGCUAAACAGCCAAACUCUGCUAUCCGAAAAUGUGCUCGUGUUCAGCUGAUUAAGAAUGGGAAAAAGAUUGCUGCCUUUGUACCCAAUGAUGGUUGCUUAAACUACAUCGAGGAAAAUGAUGAAGUGUUGAUUGCUGGAUUUGGACGAAAGGGACAUGCUGUGGGAGAUAUUCCUGGAGUCAGGUUCAAGGUGGUGAAGGUGUCUGGUGUAUCCCUUCUUGCUCUCUUUAAAGAGAAGAAGGAAAAGCCAAGGUCUUAA